UGACCCCGCCCCUGGCCGCGUGCGCGGGCCGCGGUUCCGGGAAGUCCCCCGAGUCCCUCCAGGAACCGCCGGGACACUCCGAGACCCCCCGGGACCUCCCCGGGGCUCCCCGGGACAUGAGCGCCCCGGGACCGCCGGGCCGCGGGAUGCGCUUCGCCGAGACCCAGCUGCGGCGGCACGGCUGGCGCCGAGGGCAGGGACUGGGCAAACGGCAGGACGGCAUCGCCGAGGCCAUCCGGGUGAAGGUGAAGUGUGACACGGCGGGGGUGGGACACGACGCGGCGGAGCCCUUCACCUUCCACUGGUGGGACCACGUCUUCAACAAGGCGGCUGCCAACAUCGCUGUGGAGGCCGGGCAGGAUGGCAUCUCCGUGAAGGCGCUUUCUGAGCAGGGAGGCGGGAUCAGCAAUAAGAAGCCGCGCAAGGCCGGUGGCACCAGGGACCUGCUGUACGGCCGCUUCGUGAAGUCGGCCACACUCACAGCCUGUGGGGAGGAGUCCGUGACGCUGCCCACUGGCUCCGAGAGCAGUGAGGAGGAGGAGGAGAAGCUGGACCUCUCUUCAGCCAGGAGGCUGACGGACGAGGAGCUGGUGCAGGCGUGUGGGGGCCGCACGGCACACAAGGGUGCCCGUCAUGGCCUGACCAUGAGUGCCAAGCUGGCGCGCCUGGAGGAGCAGGAACGAGCCUUCCUGGCCACGUACCAGCACAAGGAGCAGCAGCAGGAGCUCCUAGAGAGCAGCCCCCUGGCAGAGAGCCAGGGCAAAAAGAAGAAGAAAAGGAAAAAGUCCAGAGACAGAGCCGACCCUGAGGUGCCCCAGAGCCAGGAAUCAAAUGGGGAGGAGGAGGAGGUAUCAGGAAAAGAAGUGAAGGUUGUGAAGAGGAAAAAAAAGAAGAUCUGGGAGCCAAGUGGAGAAGAGGAGCUGAUGGGAGAGGGAGAGAAGGUCAUGAGGAAGAAGGUCACAGAGCCAUGCGGAGAAGAGGAGGCAUCAGGAGAGGAGGGGAAAGUCAUGAAGAGGAGGAAGAAGCCAGAGGCAUGCACAGAACAGGAGGUGGCAGGAGAGGAGGGGAAUGUCAUGAAGAGGAGGAAGAAGCCAGAGGCACACACAGAACAAGAGGUGGCAGAAGAGGAGGGGAAAGCUGCAAAGAGGAAAAAGAAGAAACAGAAACAGAAGCAGGAGGAGGAGGACAAAGAAGAGCCAGCUGAGACAGACAUACCUCUAGAAGGCACAGGUGAGCCAGACCUGGGACACAGCCCCAGGAAGAAGAGAAAAAAGAAGAAAAGGAAGAGGGAGCCAGAGUGAGUAAGUGCCACGGCUGCCGUGUUGUGCAGCUGCCAGUCCCACCUUGCUGUGAGGGUUCUGAUCCUGGUGCUAGUGGGUGCCCAAGGGUGCUCCAGGCUCGUCCCUGACAGAGCCCAAGCACUGUGGCUCAGCCUGGGGAUGCUGGGCUGGGCUGGGUUGGUCUGGAGCUGGAUCGACCUUUAUUUCACCUGAGCCUUCACUGGUCAGGGGUGACCCCAGUUCCCCCCAGGGCCUGGGGCAGGGAACCAUUUGCUGUGGGCUCGUCACAGAAGGACACAAGGGGACAGACCCUGCAGCAUAUUGAAGUAUUUUUUCAAGGGCACAAAUAAAUCUUUAUUGCAGUGAGA
Pseudopipra pipra is the source of this 1648-nucleotide messenger RNA. Its product is annotated as G patch domain-containing protein 4. NCBI's taxonomy places the organism in Eukaryota, Metazoa, Chordata, Aves, Passeriformes, Pipridae. Gene Ontology annotation, cellular component: nucleolus. Bases 117 to 1301 code for a protein of 394 amino acids. Gene Ontology annotation, molecular function: nucleic acid binding. The transcript is spliced from 7 exons. The record is from RefSeq and is a predicted model, not a curated record.